Didymosphaeria variabile is the source of this 3468-nucleotide messenger RNA. RefSeq lists its product as uncharacterized. The coding region runs from base 1 to 3468 and encodes 1155 amino acids. The record is from RefSeq and is a predicted model, not a curated record. Lineage: Eukaryota; Fungi; Ascomycota; Dothideomycetes; Pleosporales; Didymosphaeriaceae. The transcript has a single exon.
AUGCCCGAUAAGACGGGCGAGAUCAUCGUCCCGUUGCAGCCCCAUGAAAUCAAAGCCGGACUGAAUAACUCUCCGGGCUACCGCCAUCAUAUCUUCCAAUGCAGCGGACGUUCCCUCUGGGGCCUUCAUCCAAUUCCCCUGCGACACCUCGCGAUGCUUAGCUCCGACGAGCGGGCAGAGCUUCUGGCUGAAUGCGAACAGAUCGAACUGAACUGGGAUGCGGAUGAACCACUAGAUGAGAAGUGGCGCUAUAAGAAGACUCGUGAGUCGUUGAAGAAGCAUUUCGGUUCCGAGAUUGGAACAGCGCCUAAGAGCGAUCCCAAUGGCAAGUCGCCAGACCAUGUCCGUCAAGGCCCUCUGAAUCACCCUGUCCACGAUGCCACGAACCCACCUAGGCAUAAGCACCAGGCGCGUCCUGCCUUUGAUUCGCGGGCUUCGGAGCGGGAUCGUAUCCUAGAGCUGAUCGGUCCUCGCGAUACCACUCAGUGGACCCUGGCCAAGAUGUCCCUGAAGACUGCUUCUGAAGAAGAGUUGCUGCGUGCUGCUGAAUCAUUCAAGACUAGUGCAGAUACCAUUGAGAAGCGACUGGAUUUCCUACCCUUCGUGUUUGAUGGUGGGUCCUCAGCAAACUCGUAUGAAUCACGUCCUAAGGCAACGCACGAGACCACGGCUUCGGCAAGCCCACUUGGGGGCGCGCCUGGAAUCUAUCCACACAAAUCUACCCCUGAGGCUACUUGGGGUAAUAAAGUCCAAGAUCAGCAAGCUCCGGUCCCUGAGGCCAAUAAGGGCAAAAUGAAGAGCACCUCUUCCGUCGUCUGUGACGAUGACAACGAUACUGAUACAUCCUUAUCCGAAUUUCAGCUUGCAGUUGCUGCUGCUGCGAAUGAAAAUCCUCUUAGCGUUUCAAGUUUGAUCGCAAACUGGGAAAUCAAGCCUUUAACUCCUAAGGCUCCAGCAUCUACCAGUGGAGAAGAAGUCUUAGUCGAUACUCCAGCUGCUGGUGCUGUCGGCACCACACUUCAUCUGGACGACGACGCAGUUACCGUUGAAUCCCUGGAUUGUCACUCCGAUUCUGAAGGCGGCCACUUAUCGCACGACUUUUGGGGGAUGUCCGAUUCUUUCUCCGAGGUCGGUCAUGUACUCAUUCAAGAGAACGAUGAAGAUCACAACGAAUCGUCUGACUCAGAGAUCAAGCUCCCGCAUUUAGACGGUCACGGUCCUGGUCCUGACAUGAUGUCUCAGUCUGGCGAGGGAGAUAUACAUCAUUCUACACCCAAUGAAAAGGCAGAUGCACCAUGGUCCGAGAAGACUACUCUUUCGCCCGCCCAAUGCUCCGCCUCGGAUGAUCCUCAAGACGCCGAUGAAGAGGCUGCAUCUGAAGAUGAUAUUGAAGAUACUCCUGCUUCCGUCGCCUCCGAUAUGGGUUCACGCAAGCAUACGGCUUCAGAAUCAUCCCACACGACGCAUCUGUCGCUUGACGAAGGUACGCGUACGCCUGAAGCACCGCUUUUAAUAAUGCCCACGUUUCCCCUCUCUACCGCCUCAGAAGGCUUGCAUGAGGCCAUUUCUAAUCACGCGGCCCAGGUCCUCCGUAAGUCCAGCCAUCGCUUCGUUCGGAAGGUGCCUACGAAUGAUCGCUCAUCUGGGACUGCACCAUCUAUUGAAUCUGCUAUUGAUCAGGAGCGAACAGCGGAUGAUGGCACGAUUGGCCAGAAUGCCACCGAGGGCGCUACUGCUCGUCCUCAUCAAGACAGCGAGCAUACUACGGAGGGCCACAAUGAAUAUUCAUUAUCUUUAUCUUACGAUGAGCAUACGCAUCACCCUACACCUAUCUCCGAGCACCUAGAUCCGCCUCCACCUAACAAUCUCGGUACACAACUGGCUCAGCAUACCUCUCUUACAGUUUCUAAUCAUGCUCACUCGGAAGACCCAGUUUUCGAAGCCGUGGUCUUUCCUAUUGACAAUGAACAUGAGAAUGACGAACUUUAUCAAGGCCCUGCCAAGGUGAAUCCUGAUGCACCCUUAUCGCUCGCCUUCAGCGACGAUAAUGUUGAUGAUUGGGCCCAAGACCUUGUUGCAACCUUCCAUGGUCAUACAAUCUCGCAUGCAUCGGUCGAUCAGCAUGAACGUCCUGCUCUCCCUGUUGAAGAAGCUAUACUCAUUGUGGACGCUGCUGAGGCUACACCUGAAGAGACUGGUUCCCCCCGAUCGGAGCGUGAUGAAGGUUCUCCUUUAGGAGAGGCCAUUCCGCCUGUCCAUAUCCCUGGAGCGGUGGACGAUGGCGACGUUGCAAAACCGCAUAUUGAUCAUUUCGAAGCUCCAGAAGAUAGGCCAUUUGAGGCGCAAUCAUCUCAGGAAGUGAGGUCCCAAGGUAACGCAUCAUCCGCACCCUAUGAAGAAGUGACCAAUCAGCCACCUCCCAUCGACACACCAGCCGUCAACAACAACACCAUGACACCCACAGAGUGGGCAGAACUCAUCCACCUCGCUGAUCACCGUCCACUUGAACCCGGAAGUCCGUUAGAUGCACUUUUCGUUCCUUACAAUCCCAUGGAAGCUAACGGCAUUUACCCCCUUCACGUCCCUCAACCUGCCCCCGAAUCCCAUCACAAAUCAGUAAUCUUAAGCUAUGCCUGGAUCGCCUGGGAACAUGCUACCUACUACUUCGCUGCCUAUAUCUUCGUGGGCGUUAUCAACCCUACCAUGCGGGCACCUCGAGAUCUGUACCUGAUUGUGGGCGCGGUAUUGAGCGGUGCGUGGGUGGUCUUGAAGUGCUUUCAACGCCGCUCUACUCAGGCUUGCGGUAAAUCCCAUUCACCGAAGCAAGCGAACAAGAAGACUGGUUUGCAGAGGUGGGUCAAAGUGUGUGGGGUGAUGUUGGGUGUAGCCGUUGUCAUGACUGCGAUGGUGUUCGGCUGGUGGCCAGUUGAAAAUGCUGGAAUGGGUACGACUACUUCCGCCACAACGAACACGCAUGAGGAGACAAAUGCAAAUGUCUUGAUGGCCCUGGAUGAUGAAUUGAUCGAGCCUAUCACCACGUCUGGUUUUGGGGUACCUAUCUCGACCACGCCGCAAGAACUAACGACUACAUCUAUCCUUGUUGGCCUACAAGGCAUAACGGACGAAUGCAAUACUGCGCGUUACCCCUGUCCUGAGUAUGGAACUGAGUCUGAGGAUGACACCAUCGCCAACCCUGAGCAUGACUCGGAUCCUACGACUAACUUCUACCCUGGGUAUAAAACCGGUUUAGGGGAUGCUCCCGACUCUGAGCACAACUCCGAGUCUGACUCCUCCAGCACUACUACUGGCUCACACACUACCUCCGACUCCUACGGUGCGCCCAACUCCGUUGUUCGGGUCGACCCUCUACAACUAUCCGGCCCAAUGGCAGGGUUGCUUGUCAGCGUCCCGUUGGCAUAUCUGGCGAAGUACUCGAUUUGGCUGUGGAAAAUGCGUACCCUUACCUAG